UGGGAAUUGGUGGUAAAUUUUCUGUAAUUAUAUUUUUGUGUGUCUUCUUAUUUUCCCACGACAAAAAAAAAAGACUCGAUAAUCAGUUCCCAUAACUUGGUGCCCUUUCCUUUACUCUCUUUUUAAGAAAAUGAAAGACUGAAAUUUUAGAAGUCUCCAAUCCUGAAAGUGGAAACAAUCUAAACAUUCAUUUCAAUUAUUACUUUCUGUUUUUGCUUCUUUAGUUUCUGAAGACAAAACAGUGGAGAGAGGAUAAAACAAUGGAAGCUUCAAGCACAAGAAGCGAGAAGAAGAAGAAGCAGCUCCAAGAAAACACAAGCACUCCAAAGAAGAAGAAGCUGCCCAGUGUUUGGUUUUCACUGAAGAAGUCUCUCUACUGCAAAUCUGACCUCUCAGAUGUCCACGACCCCAGAUCCAGAAAAGAGCUAGCUACCAUUUCCACCAAGAGAACAGCUUGCCGUUCCGGUUGUUCAAGAUCCAUAGCCAAUCUCAAAGACGUAAUCCAUGGAGGCAACCGGCAUUUGGAGAAGCCGCCUUGCUCUAGCCCUCGCUCUAUCGGAAGCAGCGAGUUUCUCAAUCCCAUCACUCACGAGGUCAUCUUUAGCAGCUCCACUUCCGAGCUCAAGAUCACCGGCGCCGGGGACAUGGCCUCCCCCACCGGAGCGAGGGAAUUCGUGGGGACUUUCAGGCCGGGGACGCCGGUGAAUUACUCCUCUUCAUACCGGAGCCAAGCGUCGAGAAAGGCUUCGUUGGUUGCGUCGGAGAGAGACAGGGAAGGUUUAGUAGGGUUUCACCCGAGCAGGAGAGAUUCCGCCGUCAAUGGAGGCGAUUCCUCUGUUUCUUGCCAUAAAUGCGGCGAGAAGUUUAGCAAACUCGAAGCUGCAGAAGCUCAUCAUCUCACCAAACACGCCGUGACUGAGCUCGUGGAAGGCGAUUCGUCCCGGAAAAUCGUGGAGAUAAUCUGCAGAGCAAACUGGUUAAAGAUAGAGAAUCAAGGCGGGAGAAUCGAUCGGAUCCUGAAAGUGCACAACAUGCAUAAAACCUUGGCCAGGUUCGAGGAAUACAGAGAUACGGUGAAGAUCAGAGCGAGCAAGCUACAGAAGAAACACCCGAGGUGUAUCGCCGACGGGAACGAGCUGCUCAGGUUCCACGGCACCACCGUCGCGUGCGUUCUGGGGAUAAACGGGUCGACGAGUCUGUGCUCGUCGGAAAAGUGCUGCGUCUGCCGGAUAAUACGGAACGGGUUCUCGGCGAAACGGGAGAUGAACAACGGAAUCGGGGUAUUCACGGCGUCGACGAGCGGGAGGGCGUUCGAGUCAAUCGCGGUCGCCGGUGGUGAUGGGACGACGGAGAGGAAGGCGUUGAUCGUGUGUCGAGUAAUCGCCGGGAGGGUUCAUCGGCCGGUGGAGAAUUUAGAGGAGAUGGGUGCGUUGAAUGGGUUUGACUCUUUGGCCGGUAAAGUUGGGCUGUACACAAACGUCGAGGAGCUUUAUUUGCUCAAUUCUCGAGCUUUGCUUCCUUGCUUUGUGGUUAUCUGCAAGACCUAAAUCCAAAAAUUUUGAAGAAACAAAAUGGGAAAUUUUUGUUGAUUCUUUGGUGAUAACUUACAAGUAAUAUCAUCAAAAUAUUAAAAACGCAAACUUUGGGCUAUUGUUCUCACUAUAAAAGCUUUCAUGCAAAACCUCUAUAUAAAAAACUUGUGUCACACUAUACACUCUUAUAUUUCAAA
Messenger RNA from Thlaspi arvense, 1729 nucleotides. The record is from the annotation of a GenBank genome assembly. NCBI's taxonomy places the organism in Eukaryota, Viridiplantae, Streptophyta, Magnoliopsida, Brassicales, Brassicaceae.